AGCGCCGAGGAGCUCCUUCGUGUUGUUUUCUGCGUGUGUAUAUAAAGAUAUAUCUUCUUUAUAUCUCUCUGCGACGCCUCUUCGUAACUCAUAAGGGCUGAAGCUACGGUCGUGCUUCGUUUCCAGAUUAUCCGCUGCAAAUCUUUGCUGCCGUUCUGUUUUCGGUUCUUGGAAAGGCGAAGAUUCUGCGGGUUCGAUUGUAUUUUAACCAAGUUUUCGCUUGUAUUGAGAGAUUUCAGUGAAGAAUCGCUCUGUUUUGUUCAUUUUCAGAUGCAGAUGAUGAUGAUGAUUUGAUCUCGUCUACUUGUGUCAAAUUUUUGCUGUUUUCUUUUUUCUUUCACUUGAGGAAUUAAAAUGGGAGUGAAGGUAGCUACGACGUGUUUACAAUGGUCGCAGCCUAUCGUUCAUCAUUCUUCUUGUUACUUGCAAACCCUAGCCUCCACAGUUUCAUCUCCUUCAUCGGCGCGGCGGAACCGUAGCGAUGGAGGAGCUCUGACGAGCCGGUGCGUUCAUACGCUUGGUCGACCAGGUCUGCUCGGAAUCCCGCUCGCGAAGUUUCAACGGUCUCGCUCUUGCUGCGGUAUUAAGCCAAGAAUUCAGACGAUCAGAAGAGCUUGUAGUGCCAAUUUGGAUGGUUUCUCAGACGAAGAAUUCUCCAAACAGAUUCAAGAUUUGGCGCUUAGAUUUCAAAUCUCCGCUGAGAACAGUAUCGAUGCGAACGCCGAGGGUAUGGAAUCGGUUUCCGAUUCCGGAGUUGGUGAAUUCAAUAGUGCCGACUGUUCAGUACAAAAUCAGAUGCAAAUCACACCACCUCAACUGGCUUCAUCAGAACUUCCAUGGCCAGAAAUUCACGGAGAACCUGAAAUAAUUGCAGACGAUAUUGAGCGGAAGGCGAACAGCGUUGACUUUCCCCUGUCUCUUCGAAUCUUAAAGAGGAAAAUGCAAUGGCACGAAGGAAUCAGAGAAGCAAGAGAGUCCGCUUAUUGUUCGGUAAAGAAAGCAUUCUCCUCCAUGGUUUUCAUGAUCCGAGAGCUCCAUUGCUAUUCAUUAAAAUUGAGAGAGAUCCUCUUUUAUGAAGAUUUACAAGGCAUUCUGAACCGAGUUGAGAAAGAGAUGCACGCUUCGUUUGUAUGGUUAUUUCAACAAGUUUUCUCGCACACUCCAACUCUAAUGGUGUACGUGAUGAUUCUCUUAGCGAAUUUCACAGUCUAUUCAAUGGGAAACAAUUCCGCAAUUGCGGCUUCCUCAUCUCCCGGCCCUUCUCUAACGCAGACGGUUGAGGAGGUUGUUCAACUCGAUAACCGAAAGCAUCAGAAAUUUGAUUCCUCCACAAUCAAGACGUUUUCAGCGUCUACCUUCAACGGAAAAACAACUUUCAUCGGCGGCAAUGGCGGCGGCGGCGGAAAGGUCCGACCGAUUGCCACUGGCACAGACGGCGACGGAUUCAAUCGAUCCAUCAAUUACUCUACCGUGAUACCAGACGGUGCUUCCCAGUUGUCCUCAAUUGGAACGUCAACAGAAGAAGAGUCCAUUUCAGGGGAAACCAUCAAAGAAGAAGAGCUGUCUCGAUGGAAAUCAAUUCUCGAAGAAGCGUCACAGAUGCAAUCUGCAGUGAGAAACGAAGCCAUAGAUGAAGACGUGAUGAGGAGAUUCGUAUCGCCGGUGACGGCGAAGAUCGAAGCGGACGAUUACCCAGAGUAUUUCAGAACAGAGCUUCUGUACCAAACAGGACUAUCCCAAGACCCCAAUAAUCCCCUCCUCCUCUCCAAUUACGCUCAAUUUCUCUACCUCGUUGCUCAUGAUUACGACAGAGCGGAGGAUUACUUCAAGAGGGCAGUGGCAAUAGAACCGCAUGACGCAGAGGCGUACAACAAGUACGCGACAUUCUUAUGGAAGGUGAGAAAGAAUUUGUGGGCGGCGGAGGAGUCAUUCCUCGAGACCAUUUCUGCGGAUCCUGCCAGCCCAUUUUACGCUGCAAAUUAUGCCAAUUUUCUAUGGAACAGUGGCGCUGAAGACACGUGCUUCCCCAACCCCACCUCUGGCGCUGCCGCUUCCAACUCCCCUGAAGACGCCUAAUUGGGGAAAUUUGUAAACCCCCAAAAAACAAAGGAAAAGAAAAAUACAAAUAAACGGAAGGAUAAUGAAAUCGAAAAAAGGAUUCAAUGGUGCUGCAAUGGUAGGCGUCAUGGUUGAUCAGAAACAGGAUUUUGGCGGCUCUUGGAAUGGAACUGUAAGUUUCCUCUUUCCUCUCCUCCUUUCUCUCUCUCGUGUAGAUUUUUACCCUAUGUGGGCGCCAUUUUCAGAUGGCCAAGUGUAAUUAUUCUUUCUUUCUUCCUUUUUCCCUCUUUGACAAAAUAUCAGUCUCUGAAUA
Momordica charantia (bitter melon) is the source of this 2371-nucleotide messenger RNA. RefSeq lists its product as uncharacterized. Gene Ontology annotation, molecular function: protein binding. The record is from RefSeq and is a predicted model, not a curated record. NCBI's taxonomy places the organism in Eukaryota, Viridiplantae, Streptophyta, Magnoliopsida, Cucurbitales, Cucurbitaceae.